Mizuhopecten yessoensis (Yesso scallop) is the source of this 3693-nucleotide messenger RNA. Its product is annotated as mucin-5AC-like. Bases 1 to 3693 code for a protein of 1230 amino acids. Lineage: Eukaryota; Metazoa; Mollusca; Bivalvia; Pectinida; Pectinidae. The record is from RefSeq and is a predicted model, not a curated record. The transcript has 3 exons.
AUGUCUUCUAAUAAAGCUGUUGGUGGACACCAAAGUAACGGAAACCAAGCUAGAACUGGUGAUCAUCAAUUGUUAAAGCCUAAUGGUCAUUCAACAACAACUGGAAAAACCUCUCAACAAAAUCAAGGCACUGUAUCAUUUGGAGUUGCGAAAGUUGUUCCGUCUACGACUCAACACAGGCAAGUUGUCGGUAGUCAGUUUUCAAACCAGCUACGGAAUUCCCCGCAAUCAGCAGCCGUACCAAGAACCAAUCAAAAGACCAUUCACCAGUCCAGUCAGAACAACAAUGUUGCUUCAGUUCCUGUAGACCAGACAGCUGGAUCUAGUCAGCAUCCAUCAUUUGAUCCGAGUCAAGCAAGCAGUUUUGCCAGUCCUAAUUCGAAAAUUCUCUUGUCUGGAAGUUCAGUGCAAAAUGUGAACCACUGGUCAGGAUCACCUCAAGGCAAUAUUUUGGGUUCCCAAGACUUGAUAAAUAUACAUCAAAAUAGCCCAAUAGGGUGGGUUUCCCCAAUUGUAUCAAAUAGAAAUAGUAAUCGACCAAAACACCAAUCGAAUGCGAUCGGACAGCAACAGAUAACACAACAUGGCAUGGCAUCUGUUCAUUCGUCAGGAGCUUCCACGGAACAGAUCACCAAUGCCGCACAGCCGAAUAACCAUUUAUCAAGCGGCAAAUCAGCCAUGUCGUCGCUGGUCUCUAGCAAUGCAAUAGGGACAAAUAACCCUGCACAGACGCAUAUAAUUCAGACUUCGCAAAGUGGACAGAGCAAAGCUGGUCCAGGUAGCCAGGCGUCUACAUCUCCAGGUCAACAUCCAACGACGUCGCAGAAUCAUCACCUUCAACAAGCUAGGAGUCAUACGUUAGCUUUGAAUCAACACCGCAGUCAAGUAUCUGCUAGUCAGGCAGGCAUUAUUCCGCCUGUACCGAAAACUCUCAUUGCAGCUGAUCGACCUGGUACAGUGCAUCAAACCAGUAACACCAUCCCACUUAGCGCUUCAACAUCUACACAGCCCGGCAGGGUUACUGCACAGACUAGUGGCGUAGUAAAAUCAGUUACCACUGGUACAAGCAACACAGCUGUGCAUAGUCGUUCAGCAAGUGAAGUGUCUCGUGGUAUACAAAAAUCAGGCCGCAAGCUUCAACAGCAAGGCAUUUCCUCGCCUUCAACAGCAUCUCAUCAUAAUCAACGAAACAAUCCUCGUCGGGUAACUCAAACGAGAACAAUUCAACAUGGUCCACAUCACAAAAUGCAUUCUAUUCAAACGGGUACGUCACCUCAGCGCCAACGAAACAAUCCUGUAUCUUCUACUAAUUUGGGGACGUUUCAGCAAGGUCACCAUUCCAACCAUGUAACGUCUACCAAAACGGGGAAAUCUCAAAAUAGUCAACAGGACAGCCCUGUCGCUUCUACUCAAACGGGAACGCCUCAAAAUGGUCCACAUAAUAGCGCUGCAACUUCUACAAAAAUUGGGGCAUCUCAAAAUGGACCACAAAACAACCGUGUAAUUUCUACUCAAACUGUGACGUCUCAAAAUAGUCCAAAGAACAACCCCGUCGUUUCUGCUCAAUUGGGGAUACAUAAGCAGGGUCAACAGUCAACGGGAACUUCAUCGAAUGGUCUACACAACAGUCAUGUAGCUUCACCUCCUCAAAUUACAACAUCUCAAAAUAAUCAACAGAACGGUCCUGUGGCUUCUACUCUAAUACUCCAUAUAGCGACUUCCAAAACGCAGACAUCUCAAAAUGAUCCUCAGAACAUUCGUAAGACUUCUACUCAAAUGGGGACAUCCCAGAAUAGUCAACGGAACAGACACGUAGCUUCUUCCCAGACGCAGACGUCUCCAAAUGGCCAUCAUACUAGCCAUAUAGCUUCUACUUCAAUAGGGACGUCUCAACAUGGUAAACCGAACAGCCCUGCAUUUUCUAAUCAAAUUGGGACGUCCAACCAGGGUCAACGGUCUACUCAUAUAGCUUCUACGCAAAUUGGAAAAUCGCAAAAUGGUCCUCAGAACAGCCCUGUAGCUUCUAAUCAAAUCGGGACACCACAGAGUGGUCAAAUUAACAGACCUGUGGUUUCUACUCAAACUGUGUCAUCUAGUCAUGGUCAGCAAAACAGCCAUGUAACUUCUGCUCAAACUCGACCGUCUCACCCUGGUCAUCAGAACAUUCAUUCAGCGUCAGCUAACACGGGAACUGUACCCAACAUAAAUACCAGAAAUACUCCCGUUGUUAACAACAACCAUGGUUCGUCUCAACAAGGGUCUUCUCCUCCAGCUGGACAUGUUGGAACUCAGCAAAAUAGUAUUCCUACAAACAACCAGCAAACGGAAAGGAGAGGGACAAGUGUGUCGGGAUUUAAUCAGCUUUCACCAAUAUCACACCACCAAGACGUCACAUCUACUAGUUUUGCGUUUUUGCCACCUGGUACUGCAAGCGGUCAGAUCACUUCUGGUUCUGCGAGUAGACCAACUACUCAGAAGUAUGUUUCGACAAUGAAAGCUUCGACUACAGCCAAUCAAGCACCAAAUAGUUUUUCACAAAGAAGUUCAAAAGAACAAGGACCUAUCAAUCAAACAACACCCACUACUUCAUUACUUUUUAACCACCCGGUUAAUACUAAUGCAGAAGUGACUAGAGCUACAACGGAAACUAUUCCAGGAGUGUUAAACACCAUAGCUAGCAAAAUUUCGGUAGCUUCAGUUUUAACAAAAUCUCCGGCAAGAAAAACUAAAGUAGCGGCCACAGCUCAAGCAACUGCAAAACCAGCAGUUGAUACAGCAGCAGGAAUUACUAAUCCAGUGAUAUCCUCAGCUUCGGCAAGUCAAAAUCCGGCAGUGACAACGGCACCGUCUGGUACGAAUCAAACAGUAGCCUCAUCCCCGUCAAAGACAAUUUCGUUAGUGGUUAAAGCCUCUGCAAGUACAAACCGAACAUUUGCUACAACUGCAGUAAAAUCUUCUCCAGCUGUGCCCUCAGUGCCGUCAAGUACAAAUCAAUCGGUGGCUUCGACUAACAUACGUACACAUCGCGUAGUGUUACCAGCUCCGGGUAAUACAAAUCCACAAGUGGAAUCGGCUUCGGCAAGUUCAGCAAGUACUAAUGCGAUAUCAUUUAAUGCUCCAGCAAUGGCUAAGAACCCAGCAAGUGCAAAUCCAGCAGUGGGAAAGGCCCCUUCAAGUAUACAUCAAGAAAUGCCUGCAGUAUCUUCCGUACAGGCAAGUCCAAACCCACAACCAGCUUCAGCUACGGCUACAAAACCAGUGCCGGUUAUGGCCCCAACAAGUAGUAAACCUACUAUGUCUAUGGUGCCGCUAGGUAAAAAUCCAGCGUUGGCACCGGGUCUGGGAAGAAAGAUUCAAGCAGUAGGCAAACUCCUGGCAAGUGCAAAUCAGAGAGUACGCUCAGCUUUGGCAGGCGUAACGGCUUCGGCAAGCUCUAACCCUGCUGUGUCUUCAACACAGACAAAAACAAAUCCAGUAGCAGCUUCAGGUUUCACAGGCACAAGUCGACCAGAUGCUAUGACUAAGGCAAAUUCAAACCUUUUGGUGACUUCAGCAUCGGCAAGUACAAUUCCAGCAGUACCAUCACCCCCACCAAAUUCAGCAGUGCACAACUGCAGAAGUGGCGAAAUCUCCAGCAAGUACUAUUCCAGCAGUUGCAAACGCUGCAUCAAGCAAUAUAUCAGCGGUGACUAA